This is a messenger RNA of Lindgomyces ingoldianus, 834 nucleotides long. Its product is annotated as RTA1 like protein. Bases 1 to 834 code for a protein of 277 amino acids. The transcript has 2 exons. Lineage: Eukaryota; Fungi; Ascomycota; Dothideomycetes; Pleosporales; Lindgomycetaceae. The record is from RefSeq and is a predicted model, not a curated record. Gene Ontology annotation, cellular component: membrane.
AUGGCCCAGUUAGAGCCUUAUAAAGGCGGUUAUUACCUCUGGAAAUAUGUUCCAUCCAUGGCAGCUGCCAUCAUCUUUUUGAUUUUUUUUAUGGCAGCAACAUUUGCACAUUCAUACCGCAUCUGGAAGACGAAAGCCUGGUUCUGUGUUCCAUUUGGUGUUGGCGGAUUUUUCGAAAUCAUAGGUUACGCCGCUCGUGCUGCCGCACACAAGCGCACUGGCAAGCUGAUGCCAUUCGCCCUUCAGAACCAAGGGACACUGCUAGCUCCGGUUUUCUUCGCAGCCUCCAUCUACAUGGUAUUUGGACGUAUAGUCGCGAGCGUUGGGGGUUGGGGCCAUUCGAUCGUCCGAGUACCCUGGCUCACAAAGACUUUUGUUAUUGGCGAUGUGUUUUCUUUGGCAGUUCAGGGCGGUGGCGCUGGCCUGAUGGUAACUGGGAGUCAUGCUACAUUGGCGGAAGCCAUUGUCAUCUUAGGAUUGAUGAUCCAGAUCGUCAUGUUUGGCCUCUUUGUUGCAACCAUCGGGAUCUUCCAUAAGAGAAUGCGGAGGGCUCCGACAACUCAAGCCUUCAAUCCGAAUGUCAGAUGGGAACAGUACCUUCACAUGCUGUACGGAGUCUCGGGCUUGAUUUUCUUCCGAUCGAUAUUCCGUGUCAUUGAGUUUGCCCUAGGCCAGGACGGAUACCCCCUUACCAACGAAUGGACAUUAUAUAUAUUCGACUCUGUUCCUAUGUUUAUCGUUAUGCUGGUAUUCUACUGGAGGUUUCCCGCAGACAUCAAGGACAACAAAGCCUUCGACAGAGCGGGCGAGGACUUAGCGGUCAUCACUCCAUAG